Messenger RNA from Pelobates fuscus (common spadefoot toad), 2858 nucleotides. It is a transcript of the gene TBC1D14, whose product is annotated as TBC1 domain family member 14. The transcript has 13 exons. The record is from RefSeq and is a predicted model, not a curated record. Bases 242 to 1633 code for a protein of 463 amino acids. NCBI's taxonomy places the organism in Eukaryota, Metazoa, Chordata, Amphibia, Anura, Pelobatidae.
AGCCCUCUGAUUAGCCUUGUGCAGUAUGUGCCCUUCCCUGUUGACACAGCAGCAAAGCUUCCCUCUGAACCAAGCUAAAGUUCGACUCUCCGACGCUUCAGACUCCUGGCAACCCUGACUAGCAUGGAUUCAAAACCUUAAAACUAUUGUGCUUGUGUGAUUGUCAUCAGAAACUAUGGUCUCCUUGGCUCUUACGGAAAGGUUUCCCUAAAUAUUCUGCGGAGUUCUUCCGAUCACCUCAAUGGCUGCUCCCCCAAUACUCUUCAUAGUAGACAGGAAUAUUUUUGCUAGGAAAAAAAGUGUCCAGUUAGAAAAACAAAGUGAUCUGGGCUGGAAACUAUUUGGAAAAUUCCCUCAUCGCGAUCAAAACAAUCCAAGCAUUACACAAAAGGAAUAUGAAGAAAGAAUAGGACGAGCUUCAAAGUCUCCUCCGUCUCCAAAGCAGAAUGUGAGGAAAAGUCUAGUGUUUGAACCCCUUUCCACCACAGCUCUUAUCCUGGAAGACCGACCAGCGAACCUUCCAGCAAAAUCGGCUGAAGAAGCCCAGAAACACAGACAGGAAUAUGAAGAGAUGGUGGCCCAGGCUAAACGGAGAGAAUUCAAAGAAGCUCAACGGAGAAAAAAGCAACUGCAAGAAAGGUGUAAGUUGGAGGAGAGCAUUGGGAACGCAGCAUUAACCUGGAACAAUGAAAUCCUGCCCAACUGGGAAACCACGUCUUGCUCUCGCAAAGUCCGGGAGAUGUGGUGGCAGGGGAUACCUCCCAGCGUGAGAGGGAAAGUCUGGAGUCUGGCGAUAGGCAAUGAAUUAAAUAUCACCCACGAGCUGUAUGAGAUUUGCUUAUCUCGAGCAAAAGACCGGUGGAAAUCUCUAAGCAUGGGAGGAUCUGAAAUGGAAAAUGAAGAUUUGGGAUUGCCUGCAGCAGACAGAGAAGCCAGUUUAGAGCUAAUUAAAUUGGACAUUUCCAGAACGUUCCCCAGUCUGUGUAUUUUUCAGAAGGGUGGCCCUUAUCAUGACAUGUUGCACAGUAUUUUAGGGGCCUACACGUGUUACAGACCAGAUGUUGGUUAUGUGCAAGGCAUGUCCUUUAUCGCUGCUGUAUUGAUCUUGAAUUUAGAUACUCCCGAUGCCUUUAUUGCUUUUUCAAACCUUCUGAAUAAACCAUGUCAGAUGGCAUUUUUUCGAGUUGAUCAUGGCCUUAUGCUAACCUACUUCGCAGCGUUUGAAGUAUUUUUUGAUGAAAAUCUUCCGAGGUUAUUUGCACACUUCAAGAAAAACAACCUGACACCAGAUAUCUACUUGAUAGACUGGAUUUUUACCUUGUAUAGCAAGUCAUUACCACUGGAUUUAGCUUGUCGAGUAUGGGAUGUGUUUUGCCGCGAUGGAGAAGAGUUUCUUUUCAGGACUGCCCUGGGGAUCCUUAAACUUUUUGAAGACAUUCUGACAAGAAUGGACUUUAUCCACAUUGCCCAGUUUCUUACCAAACUCCCAGAGGAUUUAACCUCCGAGGAUUUCUUUACCUCCAUUGCCGCUAUUCAGAUGCAAAGUCGGAACAAGAAGUGGGCUCAGGUACUAUCUGCACUACAGAAAGAUAAUCGGGAAAUGGAAAACCGAAGUCCUGCUCUAAAACGCUGAAAAUGGUUUUUGUACGUUACCUUACGAAAUCAUUCUAAUUCAGGGCUGUCAAUACACUGGAAUGGGCCUUAAUUGUUAAGGUCAACGUUAGGCUGCUCGUUGAGAUUUCUUUCCAAUUGUUACACCUUGUGAGUUGGAAGGAAAUUUCUUAAAAGUAGCACUUGAAUCAAUGUUUGCUUUAAUCUCUGAGGCCAUGCCUCACUGUGUGCAGUAGUUUUGAGUGACUAUAAAUGAAUUGGAUUUUCACUGCAAACAACCAUACCACUCAUAAUUAUUAUCAUUCCUGAAGAUAGCUUGAAUCUUCUGUUUUAGGAAAUGUAUUAACUAUUUUACAAAUUCCACUAAUCCAAAUUAAGUGCAGAAUGUUUUAAUGAAUGUUGGAACCCUUUGGAAAAACUAUAGAUACAGUUUAUCAUAACUACACAAGAAAUGGAUAUUUACCAAAGAUGCCUGCAAGGUAAAGAGAUUAAAUUAAAGCAAGAAUUAUGUUAGUACUGUAGACGAAACUUUUAUGUUCAAGGUUCCAAGCCAUCAUAGCCAUACAAUUAUCACAAAGGCCUAUAGAAGAUCAUAAUAAUAAUCUGGUUGUAAUCCAUUGCUGUAGUGAACCAAUGUCCUGGCUUGUUGGUAUUGUUGGAGUGGUUUUCUACCAUAAAGGCAGUAAAGAUCUGAAAUGUUCAUCAAUGUUCUGCUUCUGGAAGUCCUAUAGAUUGGAUGAAUGUCUGUAUUUGAAGAACAGGAAAGUGAAUUGCUAAAGAGGACCUAUGGGCCAUUAAAAUAUAUUAUAGUAUCCCUGCUUGUGUUAAACUGAGCCAACUGAACAUCAAUCUGUGCUUUAGAGAUUAUUUUCUUUUGAAAGUUAUACUUGUACUAUUGACUUCAUGGUGACUUUUAAAAGGGUGAAAUAAGAAUCACUUAUGCUUUACAUUGUGCUAGCUGAAAGGUUAGUAAAUGUUUUGAUGUUAUUUUGGGUUUAGGUCGCCACUACUGUGUUGUGAUCACAUUAUGUCCAUCACUCCAUCACACACACUAGCCACUCAGUAGAAAUGGAUAAUGCAAUGUAUGCAUAAAAAAAAUCUAAACCCUUAAUUUUGCUGACUUAUCCAUGACUAUGUUAAGCAAAUAUUGAAUAGUUCAUUAGUUUGUCUGGAUUUGUUUUUUCUGUUUGUUUUUAUUUACUAGUAGUUUCAUAAAGUGGAAGAAUGACGAUAAAAAUAUAAAUCUU